Molecule: messenger RNA, 1206 nt
Organism: Papaver somniferum (opium poppy)
Lineage: Eukaryota; Viridiplantae; Streptophyta; Magnoliopsida; Ranunculales; Papaveraceae
Product: MORC family CW-type zinc finger protein 4-like
Exons: 9
Coding region: 1-1206 (401 amino acids)
Cellular component (GO): nucleus
Molecular function (GO): ATP hydrolysis activity
Source: RefSeq, a predicted model, not a curated record
AUGGUGAACAAAAGAAAGCACAACUUGGUUUCUACUGAUGUUGGAUCAACAUCCAGGAGUCCAAAGAGAAAAGGUAUCUGCAAAAAUUAUGUACAUGCUGGUCCAGCUUACCUUGAAACCCUUGGCCAGACACACGGUGGCUGGAUUUUUGGUGCAAUUGCUGAAAUUGUUGACAACUCCAAGGAUGCCAGAGCAACCAAAUUGGAUGUUUCAGUUGAGUAUCACCAUUCAGAUAUACAUGGGGAAAAGAUUCCUAUGUUAGCACUAAUUGAUGAUGGACAUGGAAUGUCACAUGAUGAAUUGCUUGUCAUGCUCUCUCUUGGAAACAAAAAGUUCCAUGAAGAUGAUAGAGAGCGAAUUGAAAGGACGUCUGAGUACAAUUUAGUCAUUAUGAGCAAGUUUUCACCAUUUAAUGAAUACUUCAUUGGUGGAAAGUUUGCACUGUUUGGUGAAAAUGGGCAGGGGAGACUGGGGACGCAAGUUUAUAUCUGGAACUUAGAAAAGAGUGGCUCAGAUUUUAGUUUGGAAUGGCACAGAAGUAAUAAUGGCGACGAUAUAGUGAUUCGUUCAAGAAGAACAAGACAGCGUCCUGGUCAAUUAGCCCAAAAGGUGCCUUUGGAUUAUUCACUUCGGGCAUACCUUGAAGUUAUCUUCCUAGACCCACGCAUGAAGAUAUUCAUUCAAGGUUCAUUGGUUAAAAGUCGACUAGUGGCGAAAUCUUUGGAUAAAACCAAGAUCAUUGAUGGUUAUAUACUGGGGAAACCUGUUCAUCUUAUCCUUGGCCAUUGCAAGCAAGAAUGGGAACGGAUGAAUAGCGGGAUAUUUCUGUAUUGGCAUGGCCGAUUAAUUGAGGCUUACAAGAGAGUUGGAGGCAUGGUUCAGCAUCCAGAGAACAGCCGCGGUGUAAUCGGAGUUGUAGAUGUGACUGAUCGUGUCAGCGACCGUGAUAUGGUAAACAAUACCAAGCAAACAUUCCAAGAAUGGGAAUCAUAUGCGGAGUUGGAGGAUUGGUUAGGUGGCAUGUUAGAUAAGUACUGCAACGAAAAUUCUGAAGCUUCUGAAGGUGGCUCCAGUGCAGGAAGGAACACUACAAGUACUAGCAAUGUGGGUCCAAAACUACCUGCUGUAGAGAAAGCCCCAAGAUGUUCAAGAAGGUGGUCUACUAGUACCGUGAGGACGCAAGGAUCUAAAGAUGACUCCAGUUGA